Daphnia pulicaria is the source of this 3143-nucleotide messenger RNA. RefSeq lists its product as uncharacterized. NCBI's taxonomy places the organism in Eukaryota, Metazoa, Arthropoda, Branchiopoda, Diplostraca, Daphniidae. Gene Ontology annotation, biological process: regulation of transcription by RNA polymerase II. The transcript is spliced from 9 exons. The record is from RefSeq and is a predicted model, not a curated record. The coding region runs from base 320 to 2932 and encodes 870 amino acids. Gene Ontology annotation, molecular function: RNA polymerase II cis-regulatory region sequence-specific DNA binding; DNA-binding transcription factor activity, RNA polymerase II-specific.
UUGUUUGUUUUCUUGUCCACAUCAACAAGUUUGUUCAGUUACUAUGCUAAGUUUGCUCAAAAAAGCUUAUAUUUUGCAGUCCAGCAAAUAACUGUGCAGCUAUUAAGUAAAUUUUUUUUUCUUUAAAUAAUCAAUAAUAAUUCUUUAAAUUGAAAAGUAAGAAGAAACGAUUAUUUUUACACCUACGCCACGUGAAUAUUUGGUUUUGUUACAUGUUCAAUGUUGAAGACAAUUAGAAAUUUUUCUGAAUUGCCUUCCCACUGCACAGAAUUGAUAUCCAGUUGGAUUUUUAUGUUAUCGGGCAGACAUUUCCCAAGAAAUGGAAAAAGACCAGUAUUCUCCCAUUCUGUUUCACUCCACUUCUCGUCAGAGGCAUAAAAAUAUUCACAACUCUUCAAGUGAUGAUGAUCUGAGUAGUAAUGAAGUAUCUUUACGAAGUACGACACGGUUAGCCAAACAAAUUCCGGAAUGUGCUGAAAUAAUCUAUGGAUCCACUGAUUCUAUUAAGAAGCUUUUUGAUUCUGUCAGUCAGGACAACUCAUCUACUGCUCAAUUAACAGGUUACCGCCUGCGCCAAAAGAGAUCGCGUCCUGAAAGUCCUACCACGGACUCGUCAUCCGAAUCACAAUCAUCAUCGGUUAUGACCUUAGAAAACAAGCAUGCAAAACAGUCACGACAAGAAAUUGGAAAUUCGUCUACUAGUAAUGCAGGGUCAGUCGGAAUUGUUAUCGAACCAUUUCACCCUGACGGAACAUUCAACAUAAACGAUGGGACUUCUAUAGUUGGCACGAAUCCAACUAGUCAUUCAGGUCAACAGUCUCAAAUGGAAUAUUCGCUAGAACCAAACCGUGCGCAGGACUCGAUGGCAUCAUCUGCUAAAACUGCUUCCGCCAGUUGGCCAAGCCCUCCUGCUAGGAAGCGGACGCUGAUCGAAGGAGCGCUCAAGGAUGCGCUGGAGAAGCACUUCUACAUGGAACACAAGCCAUCACUCGCGACGAUAACUUCUCUGGCUGAAUCUCUCCGGAUGAAAACUGAAGUAGUGCGUGUCUGGUUCGCAAAUCGACGACAUAAGGAGAAGUGCAGUAAGCCGAUUGCCAAAUCAAAAAGGCCAGGAAGAAAAGCACGGGCAGCUCGAAGAGCUCCGGUCCCUUGCAAAUCCGUCAGUGAAACCAGCGAAACUAUUCAGGAAUUAAUUGAUUCCGUCACCGAAAGUAACUCGUCGGCAGUUCAAUUAUCAGAGUUAAACAGGAUUGAUUUGGAAUCUUUGGGGCCUCCGCCGUUACUUGAUGUUGAAAGUCAAGUGCCGUUACUAAAUACUGAAAAUGAAGUGCCUUUAGUUGUAGAGCCUCUGGACACCAAUCCAGCGAGUGAUGAGACCGAAGAAUUGCCGGAAAUGGAAUGCUCUCUGGAAACUUUUGUGCAAGAAUUGAUAGUACCGUCUGAUACCAAUGUUUUCAACUACCCACAGGCCGGAAACGGAGGCUCGUUCAAAAAUGGUAGACCAUGGGGACCCCUUUCACGCCGUCAACCAGUUGAAGAAGACACCUUCGAUAUCUCAGUAACAUUCUCUGAUUUGAUCAAAGAUGUUCGUUUCGCCGAGAAGCAAAUCAAACGAUCCAACAAGAUAGGCAACCAAAAAGGGAUAGAUGUGUACGACGUUCCAGUAACGAAGUCGAUCGAGCCAACGUCAACGUUCCAGCGAAUGGUUUUCGGUGAAAUCGAUGCUCACGCGGAACACCGGACGGUCCUGGUGUUGGGUGCCAACAGUUCGAGUCAGGCAAAAUUUAUCAACGGGAUCAUCAACUUCAUCUUUGACGUCGACCUGAAUGACAGCUAUCGUUUUCAGCUGGUCGAGGAGGAGCCGGCCAGCCAGAGCAACUGCAUCAAGGUCUACGACAUCCACCACUCAUGCGGAUUCCGUGUCACCUAUUCGUUGACAAUCAUCACCAUGCCCACUUACGACGCUAACUCCGAUGACACUCAACUUUUCAGGGACCAGAAUAUAGCUAAAAUGUUCCUCGAGUUUUUCGAAGAUGAGGGAGGCGUCCAAGAGCUGGACAUGAUCUGUCAUAUCGAGGCCGACGGCAAUCAACACUACUUACUGUCUAUCUUCGGCAACGAUGUCAAAGACAACAACAACUGCUGGAUGCCGACGGAUUAUUUUGGCGAUAAUUGCAAGUGGCAGGAUGGUAUCCAGCGUUUCUUUGUCGCACUAGCCAAGAAGGAAACGAAAUCGCUGUCGCUCACCAGACAAGUUUUAGAAGAGAGGAAACACAUGGAAGCAAUGCUGGAUGGACUCCAGUCGCUGAUUGAAACCGUUUCGGUGAAGAUGGAAGAAAUCAACAAAACGAAGAAAAUGAUCACUUUCUGCCAAGCGCAGAUCCCUCCGACCGCAGAAGUCGAAGAAACUUUCCCUGUCGAAUUGACGCAAAAAGUGGAACUUCCGCCCGGCCAGUACAUGAUCAACUGCAAUCAGUGCUUUGUCACGUGCCACAACUCGUUCGUCAAGAAAGACAAGGUGUAUUCUCCAGACGUCACCGAGGCGAUCGUUUUGGAAAGCUGCUCCGUUUGCCCUGGGAAAUGCAGCUGGAGCAUGCACUCCAAUCAGCCCUACCGAUGGGUCUACGUGAAAAAGGAGCCGACGGACUUCACGAACCCCGCCAAUCAGAGAUACGAAGCUGAAAUGAAGUGGAAAAAAAUCAGAUCAAAUGGGCAAGAACUGGUGAAGGUGCUGCAAAAUGAUCUCGUCGAAAACGGAACGAUCAUGCUGGAGCAUUUCCAAUCCACCUGGCGAUGCAUCCAGCAGCUGAACAAGAUCGCCCUUCACGGAAACUCGUUUUUGACUCAAAAAGUCUUCGACGUCCUCUACGACGCCGAACAGCAGCUAAAAGAACUCGGCUUUGAAGAUGGACUGGAGAGUUUGAAGAUGUAACGAAGAAGUUAGGCAGUAUUAUAAAAAUUGUUGUGCCUCACGUCCACUUUUGUAUUUCGUAUCUUCAAAAUCAAAAUAAUUUAUAUUUGGUCUUAUUUUGGGGUGGGUUGAAAUAUGACAAUUGCUGUUUUAACAUUUUUGACCAUUAUCAUACUUAAUAUUUUUGUAGUAAAAUUUUCAUCAAGGAAAUAAACGAACCCGGUUAAAGGAG